Aspergillus neoniger CBS 115656 is the source of this 914-nucleotide messenger RNA. RefSeq lists its product as uncharacterized. The record is from RefSeq and is a predicted model, not a curated record. The transcript is spliced from 3 exons. Lineage: Eukaryota; Fungi; Ascomycota; Eurotiomycetes; Eurotiales; Aspergillaceae. The coding region runs from base 345 to 857 and encodes 170 amino acids.
GUUAGUCUGGCAUAAGUAGCAGAAAAUCGUAGGUAAACUUACAUAGCUACACAAAUUGUUGGUGCAAGGGCACCCCUGCAAAACCAAUCAAUACAAGCUCAGCAGUUGAGAGACACAGAACAUACUUCAUCAUAAGAAGCAGAGUCGGCAUAUCCAGCUCCAAGCUCUUCCAACCCCGUUUCAGCUUGCUGAAGAGCUUCCAUUCGCGGUUCCGUCGUCCAUCAUCUUCGCCGGGUAAGACCCGCGAGGAGGACUGGUCCGAGUCGACCUGAGCUGCCAUCGUGAAGUGUAUUUUAUGUACACCUACCCACGAUAAAGCUCCUUUCGCUCGUUCUCACCCCUGAAUGCCAGAUAGGAAUGAUCCAAGAAUCCGGGGCACGAGCCGGCCCCUCAUCCACGGCCUCACUUCCCCAGACCACGUGAUGCGAUCGGCGACGCCAGAUGCAACUCGGCUAAACUCUCGCAGAGAUUUGUGUGGCCGCGGGGGAUUUUCGCUUCGCUUCUUGCUUCGGAAAAGGAAGAAAAGAGUCCAGAGAGGGAGAAGUUUAAACUUCGCAACAGUCGAGGUAGUGGCGAUCGACCGCCGACUUUCCCAAGUGGAUCCUUGGGCCGUCUGCCAAGAGCACAACCAGUUUUUGCACCGAGUCGGUGAUUUGUUGCCUCUGUUUACCGAUAAGCUACCUAGUCUAGAUUGUGCUCGUGUUAAAUGGGUCGCUUUACCAGCAGAUGUAACUUGCAGUGUGAGAUACCAAGACUCGGAUCUCGGUAACUUGACGGGCUCCAGACUGAACGGAGAUGCCGCGUGGUGCCUGGAAUUGGCUGGAAUGGUUGGAACUGCCCGGAUGCUUGGUCGAUAGACCCACUGCCAUGCAGGAAUCGACAUCAUCGUACUGGAAGUAGUCGACCUGUUGAGG